CUGAUAGGGUCUGCUUUGUGAUACACUGACCCAAACAGUUGGCCAACCCUCGUUGGACCCCGACUAAGCGUGAUCUCCUUACAGUCUCAUCGGACCAGAAUUGAAAGAGCAAGGAGAGUGAAGUUUGACCAUGUAUAACCCGAAUCAACCGCCAAUUCAAUAUGCGGCGAACCAUCCAGCACCGACACCAAACGGCUCGUCGACGAUGCCUCCUCCCUCCUUAACCCCUCCUCAAACACAACCAGCACCUCCAGUACAUCAUCCAGGAGCGGUGCCGCAGCAGCAGUAUCCGACAGGUCAACCGGUUUCAGUCCCACAGCACCAACCUGGACCCGCUCCAUUGCCCACUCCAGCCUUAGAUGCUUCAUUCCAACAACCGAGCGGUUUGAUGACAGUUCAAGUCCAUGCCUAUCCCACACCGCUUCCCACACCCGCCUAUACCCCAGAUCCGAACAACCCGCAUACCGCUGGCCAUCCGCCCGAGAAGGUGGAAAAGAUCCAGCAAAUGCUACAGAACAUGCCUCCAGAGCAACUCCUUCAACUCCAGCAGCAGUUUGCCCAACCACAGGAACAGCCGCAGCCGCAGCCGCAGCCGCAGUACAGCCAGCCGCAACAACAGCAGUAUGGACAACCGCCCCAGCCACGACAGCUACAUUUUGCGCCCCCUCCCAUGCAACCCCUGAACAACACUCCGCAAGGUUUCACUCCGACGCUGAAAGAUGACCAGAAAUCCGGCAAAGUCAAGCGCUUCAUGGGCGACACCCUCUUCGGCCGCGUCGCCCGGGCAUCGGUCCAGACGGCCACAUCGGCGGUGAAAAUGCCUUUAGCACUGUCGCCUUGGGGCGAUAACAAUCCAGUCACCCUGCCGAACGUUCGCUACCGUGAUGCGAUUCUAUUCACCACGUUUGCCGCCUUUGGGGCUGAUGCGUUUGUCUCCGAGGUGGUCAGUAUGGGUACUGGUACUAUCGUCGGCAGCACGGUUUUGAAAUACGGGGUAUUUCAGAUCGUGGAGCAGGCGAUCGACAAAGGCAUCCUAGAGAAGCUACUGCCCGAAGAAGAAAAGAUGCUGGCCACAACAGAUGUGAAGAGCUUGCAAGUGGGCAUCAAGCAUAAGCUGAUGGGCGUCGACGCAGAUAUCCGAUUCGGUGGUGUCACUCCCACGAGGGACGAGAAAGCAUGCGAGAAGGGCUGGUUUUGUCCGUAUCUUUUCGCCAGUGCUCGGACGCCCUUGGUGCCUCGUAAGAACGACUUCGCUAUGGCGCAGUGCUUUGGACCGUUCUUGGCCGGCGACUAUGCUCUCGCCCAUAAACUCCUUUCCGAAUCCCUCACUGUCCUCCCCUUCUGCGACCCCGACCCCAAGAACGAUACGGGCGGUAACCGCAUCCUCCUCCUGUUCACCGCCAUUUCCCCCUUCCGCGGGAACAUGUGGUCGAGCUCCCGCCGUCCCGGCUGCGGCACCAUCGUCUUCCAUCUCUUCUCCGGAAUCCCCUCGCUGGUCCUCCCGGCGAACCCGACGGCGCCCAUCUGCGCGUGGAGUCCGUGGACGUUGGCGCAAAUCCGCGGAGGCCAGGGGAGGGGGUACGUUCCGGAAAUGCACCAUGAACAGGUCUGUGAAUGGUUGGAUACGAUCGUGGACCAACAUCGACUGAGCGCUCCGGUCCAAAAACGAUACAUUGAGGUGUUGUCGCGGGCGGUCAGUCUCGUGGUCAACGGCGCGCUGGCUUUGCAGUCGGCCCCGCCGGCCUGUUUGGCGAAAGUUGACCCUGACCGGGCCGGUAUUGUUGCAUUCAGGUAUUGA
Messenger RNA from Eremomyces bilateralis CBS 781.70, 1798 nucleotides. RefSeq lists its product as uncharacterized. The record is from RefSeq and is a predicted model, not a curated record. Bases 131 to 1798 code for a protein of 555 amino acids. Lineage: Eukaryota; Fungi; Ascomycota; Dothideomycetes; Eremomycetales; Eremomycetaceae. The transcript has 3 exons.